Nematocida ausubeli is the source of this 348-nucleotide messenger RNA. RefSeq lists its product as uncharacterized. The coding region runs from base 1 to 348 and encodes 115 amino acids. The record is from RefSeq and is a predicted model, not a curated record. Lineage: Eukaryota; Fungi; Microsporidia. The transcript has a single exon.
AUGUGGAAUAAGUUCUGUAUAAUGUGCAAUAAGUUCUGUAUAAUGUGGAAUAAGUCUUGUCAGUGUCCCAUAAUUAGUCUUAUUUCUUUUGGUAAAAUAAGUAAGGAUAUGGCUGUGCUAGAUAUAAUGACUGAUGACUUGUCUGUUUCUAAGUGUAUAUUCUCUCUUCUGUCUAUUCCCCUGAGUGUCCCAUUGAUUCUUGUGCCCUUCUUUAAUUCUACUGUUAUGUGCAUGUCUAUUGCUUCGUAUAGCCACUGCGUAUACAUAAAAAAGAUAUUCUAUGAGGCAUAUAUUAUUUCGGGCAUAUAUUGUGCACCAAGUGGAUUAAGUUAUGACAAAGUGGAUUAA